Messenger RNA from Pseudogymnoascus destructans, 1488 nucleotides. RefSeq lists its product as uncharacterized. Gene Ontology annotation, molecular function: pyruvate dehydrogenase (acetyl-transferring) kinase activity. NCBI's taxonomy places the organism in Eukaryota, Fungi, Ascomycota, Leotiomycetes, Thelebolales, Thelebolaceae. The record is from RefSeq and is a predicted model, not a curated record. Gene Ontology annotation, cellular component: mitochondrion. The transcript is spliced from 5 exons. Gene Ontology annotation, biological process: regulation of glucose metabolic process; protein phosphorylation. Bases 1 to 1488 code for a protein of 495 amino acids.
AUGUCGUUGAAGAAGUCGGACCGCUUGAUGGAGACCAUCAAGCACUACUCAGCCUUCCCUGCUACCGGCGUAAGCUUGCGCCAGAUGGUACAGUUUGGGGAGAGGCCUUCUGUCGGAACCCUCUUCCGCGCGUCACAAUUCCUCUCGGAAGAAUUACCCAUACGGCUUGCGCAUAGGGUACAGGAGCUGUCCGACUUACCAGAUGGGUUAAAUGAGAUGACCUCGAUACAGAGGGUGAAGGAUUGGUAUGCCCAGUCGUUUGAAGAAAUCACAGCACUUCCCAGGCCGGAACUCUCGAAAAAGGUCAAGGAGCGCCUCAUGAGGCCGAACAAGUUCAAUGCCAAGCACCCCAAGAUGAUCUCAGAAACGACGUACAAUCCCAGUGUGCCCAAGGGAAAGUACACGUCAGCGUACUGGCCGAACGAAAACGGAAACGGCAACGGCAACAGGGAGGGCAAGAAGGGCUUGUCGCGCCGCUAUUUCGCGACGGUAGAAGACACAGGCGACUGGCCACCUGAGCUAUUCGACUACAACAAGCGCUUCGCCGAAACGCUCAACACGAUCAAGAGGCGGCACGACGGCGUUGUCACGACCGUUGCCCAGGGCAUCCUCGAGUACAAGCGCAAGCGGCAACGGAUGCAGAUCGACCACAACAUCCAAGCUUUCUUGGAUCGCUUCUACAUGUCGCGCAUUGGGAUCCGUAUGCUGAUCGGGCAGCACAUCGCGUUGACGGACCAGAACCACAACAAGGACCCCAACUACGUGGGCAUAAUCUGCACCAAGACCAAUGUGCGCGACCUUGCGCAGGAGGCCAUUGAGAAUGCGCGCUUCGUCUGUGAGGACUUUUACGGCCUAUUCGACGCGCCCAAGGUCCAACUCGUGUGCCCGCCGGACUUGAACUUCAUGUAUGUGCCGGGGCAUUUGUCGCAUAUGCUCUUCGAGACGCUCAAGAACUCGUUGCGCGCGGUGGUCGAGACACAUGGGCAGGAUAAGGAGGAGUUCCCAAUUACGAAGGUGGUGGUUGCUGAGGGGAAGGAGGAUAUUACGAUCAAGAUUUCCGACGAGGGUGGUGGCAUCCCACGUAGCGCUAUCCCGCUCGUGUGGACAUACAUGUACACCACCGUGGACUCAACGCCAAGUCUCGACCCAGACUUUGAUAAGAGCGAUUUCAAGGCCCCAAUGGCUGGGUUCGGGUACGGAUUACCGAUAUCGAGAUUGUACGCGAGGUAUUUCGGAGGGGAUCUUAAGUUGAUCAGUAUGGAGGGCUACGGCACAGACGUCUACCUCCAUCUCAACCGCCUAUCCUCAUCCUCCGAACCCCUCCACGCCUCGCGCAACCUGACCCUGGAUAUGCGCUACAAGCAGAUGCACCUCAAGUCCCGCGAAGUGACGACGCGUAAGCAGGUCGGCGACGCGGAGAGCAUGGUAAACGAGGGCGAGUCCUCGGCGGGGCGGAGCGGUUUUUUUGGACGGGGGGGGGAGGUGUGA